Molecule: messenger RNA, 1115 nt
Organism: Lycium barbarum (goji berry)
Lineage: Eukaryota; Viridiplantae; Streptophyta; Magnoliopsida; Solanales; Solanaceae
Product: protein CUP-SHAPED COTYLEDON 3-like
Exons: 3
Coding region: 129-977 (282 amino acids)
Biological process (GO): regulation of DNA-templated transcription
Molecular function (GO): DNA binding
Source: RefSeq, a predicted model, not a curated record
UGUCUAUAAAUAAACUCCUUUGUCAAAGAACUGAAUACUCCUUACAUUCUCUUCUUCUUCUUUUCCAAACUCACAGAACACCUUAUUGGUGAUCAUAUCUUCAACUUGUUUUAGUCAAAAAGUCAAAAAUGGAUUUAAGAGAAAUUGGAGCUACACUUCCCCCUGGUUUUAGAUUCUGUCCCAGUGAUGAAGAAUUAGUAUUUCAUUAUCUCUACAAGAAAAUUUAUAAUGAAGAGGAUGUUAUUAAAGGUAGUUUAGUGGAAAUUGAUCUUCACAUUUGUGAGCCAUGGCAACUUCCUGAGGUGGCAAAGCUCAACUCUAGUGAAUGGUACUUCUUCAGUUUCCGAGAUCGAAAGUACGCUACUGGUUUUCGGGCUAACCGGGCCACAACUUCGGGUUAUUGGAAAGCAACGGGCAAGGAUCGAACAGUGCUCGAUCCUCAAACACGUAAUAUCGUAGGGAUGAGAAAAACUUUAGUCUUUUACAAGAAUAGAGCUCCUAAUGGCAUUAAAACUGGUUGGAUCAUGCAUGAGUUUCGACUGGAAAAUCCCCAUAUACCUCUUAAGGAAGAUUGGGUAUUAUGUCGAGUGUUUCACAAAUCAAAAGAUGAGAACAACAAUUGUACAAACAAACUUAGCCCACAAAACACGUACGACGCUUUUAUCACUUCUUCAAAUUUGUCCCAAUGUCCUGAUCUCCAUAUGAACAGUCAUUCAUUGCAUAAUUAUGACAUUAAUUACCAAAAUCCACCUGAUCAAAUUAGCCAAAACUCAAACACAGUGCAUCAUCAUUUGUUUGAUUUAUUAGUAAAGGACCAUCGUGAAACGACCCGCUUGUCCCAGUGCAGCCAGGAGGAUGAUCAAUACGGAUUGUUGCUCGAUAUGGAUUUUGAAGUACCAUGUUUUCAAGAUGAAGGAGUUCAUUCUAGCCUUGAAGACAUGAGAUUUGAUGAUGAAAAUAACACGGUUUUCAUUUGAAUCGUUGAUAUUAUUGGUAGUUGGAUUAAUUAUUAAUUAGUAGUGAAGGGAACAUGUAUAUAUAUGUUGAAUUCGUGAAGAUGCAUUCUAUUGUUUGUUAAGGAAUUCGUUAACCAAUAAUUAUUCAUGUUUUCAGUU